This is a messenger RNA of Olea europaea var. sylvestris, 567 nucleotides long. Its product is annotated as putative lipid-binding protein At4g00165. NCBI's taxonomy places the organism in Eukaryota, Viridiplantae, Streptophyta, Magnoliopsida, Lamiales, Oleaceae. The coding region runs from base 105 to 470 and encodes 121 amino acids. The record is from RefSeq and is a predicted model, not a curated record. The transcript has a single exon.
AUCCAAUCCAUGUCAAAAAUUGGCCACUAAUUUCACAUUUCUCUGCUCUAUAGAACACCAAGCAAAUAGUCAUAGGGCGUACAAUUCCUUUACCAAGUAAGAAAAUGUUUGGUUCAAAGGUUAUUUCUCUCCUAAUUUUACUAAACACCAUAUUUUUCACUUGUGUAUCCUCGCAAAACAUUCCAUGCCCUCCGGCUCCGGCUACUCCGAAGAAGUGCCCAAGAGAUACCCUGAAGUUGGGUGUUUGUGGCGACUGGUUAGGGCUGGUUCAUGAGGAGAUUGGAGCAAAACCCAGCAGCAAAUGUUGUGCAUUGUUGGAGGGUCUUGCCAAUCUUGAAGCUGCAUUGUGUUUAUGUACUGCAAUUAAGGCAAAUGUAUUGGGCAUUGUAAACUUAGAAAUACCAGUUGCCAUAAGUUUGGUCAUCAAUUCUUGUGGAAAGAAGGUGCCUAAGGGCUUUGUGUGCGAAUAGGUUUGUUAUCUACAUAUCUUCUUGCACCAAUUCUAUGUACUUUAUGUAAUUAUUAAUUUGCCACUAAUUGUUAUAGUGUUGAAAAUUUCUUUGAUAA